Molecule: messenger RNA, 4583 nt
Organism: Centropristis striata (black sea bass)
Lineage: Eukaryota; Metazoa; Chordata; Actinopteri; Perciformes; Serranidae
Gene: dlg3
Product: discs, large homolog 3 (Drosophila)
Exons: 21
Coding region: 468-3065 (865 amino acids)
Biological process (GO): chemical synaptic transmission
Cellular component (GO): neuromuscular junction; neuron projection; postsynaptic density membrane
Molecular function (GO): kinase binding
Source: RefSeq, a predicted model, not a curated record
AUGUAUUUGUGUGUGUAAAUAUAUAUGAUAUAUAAACAAAAGAAUAUAUAUAUAUAUAUCUAUGAAUUUAUAUGCGUAUCACUGUGAACCAAGAGAAGCAAGAGGAAAUUUCUAUCAUCGGGGCUGGUCUCUGAUUGUGUGGUCGUAUACAAUAUUUUGAAUAUUUCCUUUGAUCUUCUACGUCAAGAGGACAAAGACUACGUGCCCAUUUUGUAUUUUUGUUUUCCUGUUGCUGCUUCCCGUCCCUCUUGAUCUUUUUUUUUCUACGUCCGAGAGGAAUAAAGCGGAGAGUGACAGGAUUUGACAAAAAAGGGAAAAUCUGUAGAAAUUCCUGUGAUUAGUGUUAUUUCCGUCGGCAUUUGCGCUCUGUGAGCCGAUCACAGCGUGCUGUGUGAGAUCUGAGGAGGCAGCAGAGACAGAGUGCCACGCCGCUCAGCUCAGCGUCAGCCCCAGCCAGCACAGCCAGCAUGCACAAACAUCACCACUGCUGCAAGUGCCCAGAAUGUUAUGAGGUGACCCGUAUGGCUGCCCUGCGUAGGAUGGACGCCCCGUCGUAUGGAGGAGACUGGCAGGCCGAGCCCUAUGGAUACCCGCCUGGGUACGGGGGAGGCCAGACCUUACCCCCUCCGGCCUCAGGGGGAGGUGGAAGCAUGGGAGGAGGAGGGGGCACUUUGGGGAGAAGUAAGGGCAAGAUUAUGUCUGGUGGGGGCCCAGGAGGCCCCAACCCAAAGGGCCAAUCCAAGGGUGGCCCCAAAGUUAACGGCAACAACUCCAGUGGACAAGGAGGAUGGUGGCCCGAGUGCACCUGUACCAACCGGGAGUGGUAUGACCAGGCCAACCCUCCCCCCAUCAUCGUCAACGCAGACUCACUAGAUGCAGGCCCUUAUGUAAAUGGCAGUGAUGGGAUGUACAAAUAUGAAGAGAUCAUUCUAGAGAGGGGGAACUCUGGCCUGGGCUUUAGCAUUGCUGGAGGAAUAGACAAUCCCCACAUUCCUGAUGAUCCGGGGAUCUUCAUCACCAAGAUUAUCCCCGGAGGAGCAGCUGCUAUGGAUGGAAGGCUGGGGGUGAAUGACUGUGUGCUGCGUGUGAACGAUGUGGACGUGUCUGAGGUGGUUCACAGUCGGGCGGUGGAAGCCCUGAAGGAGGCGGGGCCAGUGGUGCGGCUGCUGGUCCGACGGAGGCAGGCGCCACCUGAGACGAUCCUGGAGGUCAACCUGCUGAAAGGGCCCAAAGGCCUUGGAUUCAGCAUCGCUGGAGGGAUCGGAAACCAACAUAUCCCCGGAGACAACAGCAUCUAUAUUACCAAGAUCAUAGAAGGAGGAGCUGCCCAAAAAGAUGGACGGCUGCAGACUGGAGACCGCCUGCUAGCUGUGAACAACAUCGUGCUACAGGACGUGCGUCAUGAGGAGGCAGUGGCUGCGCUGAAGAACACCUCCGAUAUGGUUUACCUCAAGGUGGCCAAGCCAGGACCCGUGCACCUCAACGACAUGUACGCCCCUCCAGACUACUCCAGCACCUUCCCCACUAUGGUAGACAACCACGUCAGCCACAACUACAUGGGGGCGAUGGAGCCCAAGCCAGUGUAUCCGCCGCCCCAGGUCACCCCGUCCAGGUACUCGCCAGUUCCCCGCCACAUGCUGGGGGAGGAAGACUUCACAAGGGAGCCAAGGAAGGUGUUGCUGCACAAGGGCUCCACAGGCCUGGGCUUCAACAUUGUUGGCGGGGAGGAUGGAGAAGGCAUCUUCGUCUCCUUCAUCCUGGCAGGAGGUCCGGCUGACCUGAGCGGCGAGCUGAGGAGGGGCGACCGCAUUCUCUCGGUGAAUGGAGUGAACCUAAGGAAUGCCACACAUGAGCAGGCGGCUGCGGCACUGAAGAGAGCUGGACAGACUGUCACCAUCAUAGCUCAGUACAGGCCUGAAGAGUACAGUCGCUUUGAGUCCAAGAUCCACGACCUGAGGGAGCAGAUGAUGAACAGCAGCAUGAGCUCAGGAUCGGGCUCCCUGCGCACCAGUGAGAAACGCUCCCUCUAUGUCAGAGCUUUGUUUGACUAUGACCGAACGAGGGACAGCUGCCUGCCCAGCCAAGGCCUGAGCUUCUCUUACGGGGACAUCCUCCAUGUCAUUAAUGCUUCUGACGACGAGUGGUGGCAGGCGAGGCUGGUCACACCACAUGGAGAGAGCGAGCAGAUUGGGGUCAUUCCCAGCAAGAAAAGAGUGGAGAAGAAAGAGCGGGCCAGGUUAAAAACAGUCAAGUUCCAUGCCAGGACAGGCAUGAUUGAGUCCAACAGGCCAGUCAAAGUAAAGCGCAAAAAAAGCUUCAACCUGUCACGCAAGUUCCCGUUUUACAAGAGCAAGGAGAAUAUUGUGCAGGAGUUGGUGGAGUCUGAACAAUGCCUGACAUCCAACACAAGUGACAGUGAAAGCAGUUCGAAGGGGCAGGAGGACACGAUUCUUUCCUAUGAGCCAGUCAUUCGACAGGAAAUCCACUACACAAGGCCUGUGAUCAUACUGGGUCCAAUGAAGGACAGAGUAAAUGAUGACCUCAUCUCUGAGUUUCCACACAAGUUUGGCUCCUGUGUACCCCAUACGACUCGUCCGAGGCGAGAGAACGAGAUGGACGGCCAGGACUACCACUUUGUGGGCUCACGAGAGCAAAUGGAGAAAGACAUUCAGGAUAAUAAAUUCAUUGAGGCUGGCCAGUUCAAUGAGAACCUCUACGGGACGAGCAUCUUGUCUGUCAGAACUGUGGCUGAGAGGGGGAAACACUGCAUCCUGGACGUGUCUGGGAAUGCCAUUAAACGACUGCAGCAAGCACAACUUUAUCCGAUUGCCAUCUUUAUUAAACCAAAAUCCAUUGAAGCCCUAAUGGAAAUGAAUAAGAGGCAGACGUACGAGCAGGCCAAUAAAGUCUUUGACAAGGCGGUUAAGCUGGAGCAAGACUUUGGAGAGUAUUUCACAGCUAUUGUACAGGGUGACUCACUAGAGGAGAUCUACAACAAAAUCAAGCUAAUCAUCGAGGAGCAGUCUGGUCCCUACAUCUGGAUCCCCUCCUCAGAGAAGCUCUGAGCUCCCUGCCGUCCCCUCUGCGUCGGUGCAGAGCUCCCCUCCUGCCUCCCAGAGACCCCACCCAAGCCCAAAUAGCCCCCCUCCUCACCUCCUUUUUGCAGAUAUGUUUCAUAUCAAGUUUUAGUGUCAUCAUUAUGUUACUCUCUAAAUGAAAAAGAAGUCUUAUCACCAUUACUGUGACUGUGCACACCCCUGCAUGAGUUUCUCAACAAAUCCAUUCAAGACUGGAAAUGCCAUUCCAAAGGAAUUUGUCAAAUGAAAACAAAAGGGAAAAGGAAUAAAUCCUUUUGUGAACUGGGACUGAUUGAAGAUCAGAAUGUUUUACAGAAAAUCUGGAGAGAGGAGUUGGGAUUCAAAAAGAAGUUGCAGGGAAACAGAGACAAAUCAUACCAAGUUGGAACACUUUGUAAAUGUUCAUCAAAUCACAUUUAAAAAGACACGCAAGACGAGAAGUGAAGACCAAUUAAGGUUUUUUUUUUCUUUUUCUAAAGACUGGAUAAAAUCGAGCCCUGCUGAUGGUACUGUUCAAGGAGUCAUCUCUCUUGUUUAUAAUGACUGAGGAAAUUAGUGGAGCCUACAAACUGGUGAUCUAUUUAUCACAAACCAGCUUGCUGUUUGGUCCUCUGCCAGUUGUCUGUGCUGCAGCUGAUAAAGACAUCUCGGGAGGCAGAUCAAGAGGAAGAAAUGCGUUGUGAAUCUCUACAUUUAUAUUAUGAAAUCACAAGAUAAAUGAUAAAAUCCCACUGAGAUUUUACUACAUAUUAAAAACUACACAUUUUACACUUCACUAGAAUUGUCAAUUUGGAGGGCUGUUAGAUUUCAUUUUUGGUUAUUUUCUGUUUUUUUUUCUUUUUUCUUUUUUUUUUUUGUGGGAUUUUUUGCUUGUGGUUUUUAGCUGCUCUGUGUAAAGGUUGGGGGUAGAGAAGUGUAACCGGGCUCUCUGCAAAACACCAAACUGCCUUACAUCAAAUACAAAUUCUGUUUUGUGACUACCUGUUGUCUGUGAGGGAGGCUGCACACAAUUUACAAGGAAAAGAGAGGAGACAUUCUCAUCUUUUCUUACUGUUUUGUGUCCUCCAACUGCCGGGAGGCCUGACUUGAGUGCAAUAGUUAAAAAAAAGCAAAGUCUCACCUUUUGCAAUAGUUAAAACAAAGUCUCACUGCUGUGGGCGCCUUUUCUCCCCUGUAUCUCAACCUUCUUGCUGUAAUUAAAACAAAUUUGGCUAUUUGAUUACAAUUUGGACAGCCAGAGCCUCCUAACUCCUGUUGAGCAGCAGACCACCCUAUUACACUCUCUGCCUUCCAAGAGGAUUCUCUUCUGAUUGAAUGGUCACAUGGUACUGUCCUAUCUGCCGCCAUAACGGUGGCGUUAAAACGGGUAGAACAAGACAAUAAUUGUAUUGGAUGUCCUAACAAUUAAAGAGUCAAUAUAACCUGUUUUGGAUUGUGCCCCUGUACCCCUACCAAAAAUAACACUAAACUUGGGUUUGAUUAAAACCUACAUGCUUUGUGUAUCUA